GUUCGGAAUGGCUGCCGCUCCUGCCCGGUCCCGCUGAGCCAUGGACCGCUACGUGCUGCUGCUGAGCUGGGGGGAGCGCAGGGCCGAGGGAGCCGCGGCCGGGCCCGGAGCAGCUGAGACUGCUGCAAGUGUUUAUCAGUUCCUGAAAGAAAACUGUAACUCAUCUGUAAACGCAGAUGUGAGCACAUUCCCAGCAUGUUCAGUGGCUGGCGUUCCAGGAGUCAAAAAGUGGUAUUUUGCAAGGCAUGUUAUAUGCGGUUACUAUCAGUUCUGCAGUUCUGACUGGGAGGAAAUAAAUUCUGACACACAGAAAAAUGAAGACUCUCUCCAGACAAAUAUUGAUGAGUGCCUGGGAGCCAUACAGAAUUUCGAGGAAGAUGACAAUAACAGUAGAGAGUCACUCUCUAUGACUGAUAUCUAUGAUGAAGCUGCAGAAUGUCUGCAUCAGUUAGCUGAUAAACUCCCUGCCCCAGGCAGAGCAAUGGUUGAUGUAAUACUGCAGGCUGUUGAACGAGAUGGACCCAAGUUGAAAGACUGCUUGCCUGCUGUCGGUGCCCUGAAACACCUGAGAGAAUGGCACUCUGCAAAAAUCACUAUUGUAGCAAAUGACUCUAAAGGUAGCUUGCAAAAGAUUGCAGACUAUCUAUCAGCAGACUUUGUAUCUUCAGAUAAUGUCAUGAGUAUCAUUGAUUCAAAGGAACUCUGGAGAGGCAAGAUUCAGAUAUGGGAAAGAAAGUUUGGUUCAGAAGUUAGUUUUCCAGACUUUUGUAUGAAGAGCACUUCAGCAAAGACAUUCAGCACUUCACAUUUAAGUUCUUGCUUUGCUGUUAAAAGAGAGCGACAGUCAAGGAAUACUGAUGCUUUGCCAGAGGUUUUUCAUUACUAUGGUCCUGCACUAGAAUUUUUACAGAUGGUGCUACUCUCUGACCUCCCUUCCUUUUUUAUAUCGGAUCUGGAAUUUGAGCUGUGUCUGUCAAGAAACAGUAUGAAGGAAACAUCCAUGCUGCUUUUGGACCAGUUUUCUUUUCUCUCUGGGAAGGUGGGAGCUUUAUUUACAUUGCCAUGUAAUGUAAGCAGUGUAGUCAUCCCAUCCCCUGCCCAGCUGAAUACCAAGAAAUGGAAGGAAUAUAUGACUAGGAAACCCAAGGUCAUUACUGUUCCAGAAAUUGAACUGAAAGGAGAAUCUUGCCGAUAUUAUUUCUUGCUACAAGGGAAUGGCUCUGGAGGAUGUAAAGCAACCUUGAUUCAUUCAGCUAGCCAGAUCAAUGGUACAGCCACUCUUGCUGCGGUAAAUGGAAAGCUAAAGACAAAAGCGGAAGAAACAGAGUCAAGCUUUUUUAUUGCUGACUUUAUCAAGUCUCUGCCAAAUUAUUGUGGAGAGGAGAUUGUAUGGAGAGAAAAGAAACUGUCUCGUCUCCAAGGGUUUGUCUUGAAGGAGUAUCUCGAGCAAAAGAAAUUGACUGAGCAGCCUCCAGUUAUUUCUACUGGUGAUCUCAAAAAUUUGUUAGAGCUUACAAGAGAAUCUUUCUUGGACCUGUGCAACACUGGUCUUCUGAAACCUGUUCUACAGAAGAUUGUCGAUAAAACUAGGUCAUGCACUGUGACUUUUGAACCUGAUUUAAUGGAGCCAAAUCCAUUGGAAUGGCCAGAAAGACAUGUUCUUCAGAAUUUGGAAAACUUUGAAAAAAACAAACAAAAAAUGAGAGUUUCUAUGUUUGCACAUUCAUCUGAGCAAUUGCUGGGGCAUAAAGAUGGCCAGAGGGAGACAUUGACGUUGCUUGAUGCUAAAGAAUUACUGAAAUAUUUCACACCAGAAGGGCUGCCCAUUGGUGAUCUUCAACCACUACAAAUACCCAAACGUGAAAACACAUUUUUUUUGACACCAGAACUGACUCCUCGGAAGCUCAGAGGUUUGCCUUUUGAAAAAGCAACUGGGUGCCAUUAUCAUGGACUUGAGUACUGUCUAGAUAACAGAAGAGCCUUAGAGAGAGAUGUGGGAUAUGCUGAACUUCAAACUCGUCUUAUUCGCUAUGAAACUCAGACUACUUGCACCAAAGAGUGCUGCCCUGUGCCGGUUGUCUUGAGUCCUCUUGCAUCUCCUGCAGUCUUGUCAGAGCCUGGAAGUGUCCCUGAUGGAGAGUCUUUACAAAGCGAACUCAAAACAGAGGCUUCAAGGGUAAAACGCAGAUCAAAAGACUUGGAUUGCUUUUAUCCCAAUAAAAGGCUGACCAAAUCUGAGAGCACAGAUUCCCUCCUCUCUCAGGCCAGCGGAAGUAGUGGGAGUUUCUCUGCAGUUGCUGUAACGAGGAGGCGCUCUGAAAGAUCGGCUUCUUUAGCUUCAGUGCCAUUGAAACAGCCUGGUCAGCCCCACAGAGCAGCCCCUAAGGCUGGCUCAGUAAGUCACACAGGUGCAACGGAAUCUGAGACUUCAAAGCCAGCUAAGGAAUCGAGGUCCCAGAAACAUACAAGGAUGCUGAAGGAGGUGGUUGCUAAGACUCUUCAAAAACAUGGAGUUGCAGAGGAUCACAAGUGCUUUGCCUCAUGCAGCCAGCGUCUUUUUGAGAUAUCAAAGUUCUACUUAAAGGAUCUUAAAACUUCUAGAGGACUCCUUGAUGAAAUGAAGAAAACAGCAAAUAACAAUGCUAAACAGGUGAUUGAGUGGGUUUUGGAGAAGAGUGGCAAGUAGAAGUGCUCUGUGGAUGCUACUCACACUGUCCUAGAAAGAGCAGAGAUGGAGCAUGUCCAUCUGUGAGAAAGGCAUUAAACUGCUUCACACACACGUAUCUAUACAGCGGGAGGACUUUGGUCAGAGUACUUACAGCAGCACAAUAGCAAGUUUUGACAAUUUUGUGCUAAAAGUUUUAGUUUUUAAAAUAAUUUCAAAUGAAAAAGGUUUUAUAUGUGUAUUUAUUAUAUUUCAUUGUUAAAAGGAAUCUAGCUUGGCUUUGUUUGAUAUAGGUUUGUACGGUUUUUAACUGGUAUACUUGUUUUUUAUGUGAAUAAAACCCCCACCAGAUUUGAUUUUAAUAUCAAAACUGCUUUGUUUUACUUUUUUGCAUAAAUAACUUUAUUUAUUACUAUUUGCUGUUUAUAAACAGCUGUUUACAGUAUCUACCACUGAUAUUUUAUAGAAUAAGUAAGAACAGUUCCUAUGCUGCAAGUGCAUGAAGUUUCUUUCGAAACGAUGAAAAUUUCCAUUAAAGACAGGAUCAUUGUUC
Melopsittacus undulatus (budgerigar) is the source of this 3218-nucleotide messenger RNA. RefSeq names its product MDM2 binding protein (gene MTBP). Lineage: Eukaryota; Metazoa; Chordata; Aves; Psittaciformes; Psittaculidae. Gene Ontology annotation, cellular component: kinetochore. The coding region runs from base 41 to 2686 and encodes 881 amino acids. The record is from RefSeq and is a predicted model, not a curated record. The transcript is spliced from 22 exons. Gene Ontology annotation, biological process: protein localization to kinetochore; regulation of protein ubiquitination; traversing start control point of mitotic cell cycle.